Molecule: messenger RNA, 1980 nt
Organism: Nicotiana tabacum (common tobacco)
Lineage: Eukaryota; Viridiplantae; Streptophyta; Magnoliopsida; Solanales; Solanaceae
Product: U3 snoRNP-associated protein-like EMB2271
Cellular component (GO): small-subunit processome
Molecular function (GO): protein binding; U3 snoRNA binding
Source: RefSeq, a predicted model, not a curated record
ACCCUUAAACCCUAAACUCCGAGUGCCUGCCAUUGUAACUGGUCCUAAAACCCUAAUCACUAUAUUGCUGCCACCUUGGUUUUAUUUCACCUCCAAUCCAAAUUUUAGCUCACUAGGUAACUGGGUGCGAUAUACUUCUGGAAAAAGCUCUGAACUUUGAGCUCCCCAUUGAAUCAUGAAGGCCAAGAACCUGAAAAAGAAGAAAGCGUCAGCUCAAAAAGGGAACACACAGAAUGGAAAAAAGAGAUUUUCAAUUGAAAAUGACCCAUUUUUCAACGACUCGAAAAGGAGAAAGAGGUUUGGAGAUGAUGAAGAUAUAGAGAGCAGUGAUGAUGAUGAUGAGGAACUUUAUGGUUCUGAUGAUGAAGGAAUUAGGGACAAAAAAGAGGGUAAGGAGGAAGAACAGGAGGAGGAGGAGACGGCGGCGGAGAGGAGAAAGAGGGUGGCGGAGGCAUAUUUGAAGAGAAUAAGGGAGUCCGCGAGGAGGGAAGAGGAAGAAAGAGAGAGCGAGGAUGAAGGGGGUAGAGAGGAGAGGGAAGGGAUGAGGGACUCGGUGGUGGCGAACAUUUUGCAGCAGGAGCAGAUGGAGGAGAGUGGUCGUGUCAGAAAAGCUAUUGCUUCCAGGAUUCAGAAGCCGACUGAGGGAUUUCGCCUUUUAGUGAAACAUCGACAGUCCGUAACUGCUGUGACUCUAUCGGAGGAUGACUUAAAAGGAUUUUCAUCUUCUAAAGAUGGUACUAUUGCUAGCUGGGAUGUGGACAGUGGAAAGACAGAAAAGUAUGCUUGGCCUACUGACGAAGUUUUGAAGUCACAUGGUGCUAAGGAGCCACAAGGUCGAGCAAAGAAACAUAGUAAGCAUGUUUUAGCUUUAGCUGUCAGCUCUGAUGGCCGCUAUUUGGCGAGUGGAGGCUUGGAUCGUCACAUUCAUUUGUGGGAUGUCCGGACACGGCAGCAUAUUAAGGCAUUCCCUGGUCAUAAAGGACCUGUUUCAUGUUUGACAUUCAGACAAGGAUCUUCGGAACUGUUUUCAGGGUCGUUUGAUCGAUCCAUCAAGAUAUGGAAUGUGGAAGAUAGAGCUUAUGUAAACACUUUAUUCGGUCAUCAAAGUGAAGUUUUGUCCAUUGAUUCCUUGAGGAAAGAAAGGGUGUUGACUGUUGGACGAGACCGAACCAUGCACUUAUGGAAGGUUCCAGAGGAAUCUCAAUUGAUAUUUCGUGCUCCAGCAACAAACCUUGAAUGCUGCUGUUUCAUCAAUAAUGACGAGUUUUUAUCUGGUUCUGAUGAUGGAAGUAUUGAGCACUGGAACGUAUUAAGGAAGAAACCUGUCCACAUUGUAAAAAAUGCACAUGUUUCAUUGCAAUCAGCGGGAAUCGAACCGAGAAAUGGGGCUCUAUCAAAUGGCCACAUGGAAAAUGGCACCCUGAAUCCUGAGAGUCGUUCCUCAUCAGCACUCUCUUGGGUUAGUGCGCUGACAGUCUGCAGAAAUAGUGAUCUUGCUGCAUCAGGAGCUGCCAAUGGGUCAGUUCGUUUGUGGGCAAUUGAAAAUGAAUCCAAAGGAAUCCGGCCGUUGUUUGAGCUCCCAGUGGCUGGAUUUAUAAAUUCUUUAAUUUUUUCAAAAUCAGGACAGUUCUUGGUUGCUGGAGUAGGGCAGGAACCUCGCUUAGGAAGGUGGGGACGUAUUGCUGAUGUUCGAAAUGGAGUUCUUGUGCAACCUUUGAAGCUUUCGUGAUAUUGACCUCGUUACUCAUUGUCAAUUUUGGCGCAUGCUAAAAGGGGAAUAACCUUCUCUGUACCUUUUUUGUGAGGUUAAUAUUUUUAUGCUGUCAGUGAAAAUUUUGAUCUAUCAAUUUUUUAUGCCUUUUUCUUCUCUCGUUCAUCUUGUUCAUAUUGAAUCGGCUACGUAGUAGUGAAAUACGGAGCAAUUUUAAUGUAUUAGUUUUUUAAAUUCAUAUGAAAACCUCAGAAAGUUUGAAGGUUUUA